Meloidogyne enterolobii is the source of this 1388-nucleotide messenger RNA. NCBI's taxonomy places the organism in Eukaryota, Metazoa, Nematoda, Chromadorea, Rhabditida, Meloidogynidae. The record is from the annotation of a GenBank genome assembly.
UUUGCGCCGUUAUAGCCGCGCGCCGGCGUGUCCCUUAUUUAUUUAUUGCCUUACUCAUUUAUUUUUCACUUCAAAAAAUUUUUUUAACGAAUAAAAAUUUUAUUUUUCUUUGUCAUUCCUUUUAUAUUUUAGUGGUUUAUUUUUAAAACUCUAUAUCUUUGAGAGAAAAAUUUUAUUUUUUAAAUGAUGACUCACCCUUUAAAAUUUACCCAUUUUAUAAAGCGGGCUCGUUUUCUCAAUAUCAGUUAAUUAGAUUAAAAAUUAGAGUAUUCGACGCUGGACAAAGCCGUGGGGAAUUUUCGGAGUUCAGGUCCUAAAUCUGCAUCUUUCUUUUGCAUUUUCUUUCGCGAUUUCCGAUUUCCGAGCCGGAUUGAGCAAGAAACCCCGGUCAGGUCCGGGGUCUUCCUGUAAGAGAAAGGAAGCCCAAAAUCCGGUUUCCGGAUCCGGAAAUCUUUUUCCUGAAGACCUCAAAUUAUUUGCAGACCCCUAAAUUAAUUUCCAGAACCCUAACUUGGCGAUGUGUUCAAUUAAUUAUAAAAAUGACAUUUGAUCCCUCCCCUAUAAAAACAAAAAAUCAUCGUGUUAUUUAAAGCGGUACAGCCCAAAACGGCGCGCGGCCAUAACGGCGCAGAGCCAUACCCCAAAAAUCAUCGUGUUAUUUAAAGAAAUUAGUACGUCAUUGUUUGUUUGUUUAGUCGACCUUGCAUUUUUCUUUCCUUUUAGUUUUUGCUCGUUUCAUGUGCUUCUCUUUACUAAUUAAUUAAUUUUCCCCUUCUAGAAAACGCUUAAAGAAAAAUUUCUAAAAAAUGGCUCAAAACCCACUCCUUUACGGCUAUUUCCAAGCUGUCGACCAAGACAAAUCUGGAAAGAUUAGCACAAAUGAAUUGCAACGUGCUUUGUCUAAUGGAAGUUGGCGACCAUUUAAUCAGGAAACGUGCCGAAUGAUGAUUUCGAUGUUUGACAAGGACAAUGAUGGAGGGAUUGGAUUUAAUGAAUUUCAGUCUCUUUGGGCGUACAUCAAUGAUUGGAGCAACACUUUUCGUAGUUAUGACCGCGAUAAUUCGGGAAGCAUUGAUAAGGGCGAGUUGAAGAAUGCGCUUACUCAAUUUGGUUAUCGUCUUUCUGACCGUUUCUACAAUAUGGCAAUCCAAAAGUUUGACCGUAGCCAUUCCGGAAACAUCAAAUUCGACGACUUUAUUCAACUCUGUGUUGUUCUUCAGACGUUGACGGCCGCUUUUCGUGAGAAGGAUACUGACCAGGAUGGCUACGUUAAAAUUCAUUAUGAGGACUUUUUGUUGAUGGUUUUCUCUUUGAGACUUCAAUAGAGAGGUUAAGAAUAUGGAGGAGAGGAUAAAUAUAAAAUAAAGAAAAUGGCAAAGGUUCACUUG